UAUGGCCACCAUUUGCAGAUGAAGCUUGGGGUCCUAACCGGGAACACCCUUCCAAGAUGGCAGCCAACAGUAGCAGCACGGGUAGCAAGUCCAGCAGCGGCGGCGGAUCAGGAAAACAGGCCGGUCCGUCGGCUGAACAGGUGGUGGCCACAUUUCAGAGGAUGCGGCAGGAGCAGCGUAGCAUGGCGUCUAAAGCUGCAGAGCUGGAGAUGGAUAUCAACGAGCACAGUUUAGUUAUUGAAACUCUAAAGGAGGUGGAUCCUUCGAGGAAGUGUUUUCGUCUAGUAGGAGGGGUGUUGGUGGAGAGAACAGUGAAAGAAGUUCUACCUGCACUGGAAAACAACAAAGAACAGAUAUCCAAAAUAAUCGAGACCAUCAACACGCAGAUGCAGGCGAAAGGACGGGAGCUAACAGAGUACAGAGAACGCUACAACAUCCGUCUGGUUGGAGAGGGCGAAAGCGAGGGUCAGGGCCAGCCUGCAGGGUCGUCCGGUAACAGCGAGGGAGGAGGAUCUAAGAGCGGAACUGGAGUUUUAGUGUCGUAGAUUGUCAGGAUGGACAGUGACGGCAGAGCCUUCUGAUUUCUGCAUCACCUGGAAGAAAAUAAAAUAAAACCUUGAUGGAAAAUUGGAACUCUU
This is a messenger RNA of Cyprinodon tularosa, 638 nucleotides long. RefSeq names its product prefoldin subunit 2 (gene pfdn2). Bases 57 to 545 code for a protein of 162 amino acids. Lineage: Eukaryota; Metazoa; Chordata; Actinopteri; Cyprinodontiformes; Cyprinodontidae. Gene Ontology annotation, biological process: protein folding. The record is from RefSeq and is a predicted model, not a curated record. The transcript is spliced from 4 exons. Gene Ontology annotation, molecular function: protein folding chaperone. Gene Ontology annotation, cellular component: prefoldin complex; cytoplasm.